Molecule: messenger RNA, 1710 nt
Organism: Lolium perenne
Lineage: Eukaryota; Viridiplantae; Streptophyta; Magnoliopsida; Poales; Poaceae
Source: RefSeq, a predicted model, not a curated record
ACCAACUUUUUUCUGGACUAUGGAGUAACUCUGAGCAGAUUCACCCGAGCCGGCGGCGGCUACACAAAUCGGACCGCCAGGGCUGCCGCUGCUGUAGAAGAGGGUUAAAGGCGACGCUGGCGGCCAUAUUUCCGUUCCAGUAGACCCAGCUCUGCCGCCACCCUAGAGGAAGACUAGGGGAUGAAUCUGGCGGCCGUCUAGAUCUAGGAGCGGGUGGUGGUCGGGCUUCGCUGUAGACCUUCUUCUCAGAUUGGCUGGGCAUGGAUCUGAUUCUUCCUUUUAAAACUGGAGAUCUCGCAGAGGCAAGGUCCCUUGUUCAAGGUUUCAAUGGUGCAUGGUUUCGCUCCAAGAUAGAGGAUACACGUGUCACAGAAUCCGGACACCUUGAGUAUUACUUGGAGUAUAUUGACUAUCCAGAAGAAGCCAAGGAAUGGCUUCAAGUAUUUCGAAUGGAACUCAACCCAGAAUGCGGGAAUGGGAAAUCAAGUGCGAGUUGUCAAAUCAUGUUACGUCCUUCCUUUCCUCAGUGGUGUAGGGAGGGUGAAGUUCCUGACCAUUUUUCAAAGAGCGAGCUGAUUGUAACUGUUUGUGAUACCUGGAAAGUAGGUGAUUGGGUAGAAUGGUUGUACGAAGAUUGUUACUGGACUGCGAAAAUUAUUAAGGUGCUCACUAAAGAUGUGGUUCAGGUAAGCCUGUUAGAACCUCCCUUGGGUGAAGGUGGGAGCUAUUCUGCUAAAUUUAAGGAUCUGAGACCUGCGCUUGAUUGGUCGAUUAUUGAAGGUUGGACUGUACCUCGUUCACAGGCAAAUGGGAAAUGCUGGUAUGCUGCUUGUCUGAUCCAUCCUAAACCUGAUAUAGAAGAGAGCGAUGCAGAUGAAGAGGAUGCUCUGAGAUCUCCAAUCAAAAUUCGUUCACUGGACGCAGACAGGGAAUCUGAGCUAAGCAAUCAGAGGGACACCAUCAUGACGUCUAAGAGAAAACUGAGGCCAACCACGCACAAAUCAUCAGAUCCUAGCCAACAAGGUACCCGUAGUUCGAGGAGGCGAUGGAUAUCUCUGUCAGAGCAUGUUCAGCUGCAUCCUCCUGACACUACCAAAACUACCAUGGCAGAAGAGAACAGGCCCUCAAAUCAAACCGAUGUCCGCCGGCACUCCUUACGAGUCCGGAAGUCUGCAAUGGGUGCUUCGGUACGGCACAAAUAAGCUGGUUCACGCUGCAUUACGGGAAUGGAUCUUGAUAACGUCGAGGAAAUGUUUGUUGUCUUCGCAGAAAUCUGGCACAUUGUCAGGGAGACUCUUGUUACAGCAUUUCUGAUGAGACUGUCUAGGGCAUGAUCCAUCAAUUGGCUGUUGUUCGGAAGAAGUUGCAACCUUACGAAUUACCGGAGCAGAAUGCAGUGGAUGAGCCUUUCUGAUUUCCUGGGCUCUGGUGGUCUGGCUGGUUGUUACUUCUGAACUCCAUCAGAUAAGCAUCAACUAAGACGCCUGGAAUUUUGUUAUGAAGUUGGUGCAAGGACUACUACCGAAGGUUAUAUGAUCGUCCAACGCAUGAACAGUAAAUGUCAAGUGACGAUCAUCCGAUGCAUGAACAGCUGUUGAUCAAUGGAUCAUAUGUAUCAAGUGUUAAGAUGUUACAGUUGUGCAGUUCCUGAUCAUUUGUGUUUCUCGAUCUUUUGGGCGCAACAAGUUGACCAACUUUUGAUUUUUCUCA